AUGCCACUGCAAACGGUCCGUGGAACUGAGGUAGUGGAAACUCUUCGUCAUGAAGAUAAUAGUAAAGUUCCUAUUUUACAGUACAUGCUUCAACUGCAGCGUUUCCUUGCUCAUGCAAGAGCUACCAAUAUAAUCGCCCCAGACCGCACUCCCAAGGAAACGCUCGUAAAAUAUUAUGGCAUAUGCGAUCGUUUGUCGGCCGUCCUCCAAAAGGAUAGUGUUCCAUGCUUCCUUCGCAUCUUCGAGAAGUAUAGGGAGUCCUUCAUUUCUGGUUUUGUCAUCAUUCCACAAACCCUCGACUUAAUUAUUCUAGAGAAUGCCCUGCGUUGUGCUAAUGUUGUUUUGGAGGGGAAGUCGCCAAAGCUCUGCGGGGUGCGUGCCAACCCCAACUACAUGACCAGCUUUGGGUACUUCCCCCUCCACCAAGCUGCCGAGUCAUUCUCCGCUGACAUGGUUGAGUUACUGUUUCGCUAUGGCGCAUCAGCCAAUCAGCGCACCUCGGGUAAUAAAGUCAUUGAGGGCCUCCUCCCACUCCAUGUUGCCAUCGAGAACACCUGCCAGCAUAAGUAUCUGGAGGACAACCUAUUAGUUGAUGAGAACUACAGGAAGGGGAAUGUUGAGUACAUCUACAAGCUCAUACAUCUGCUUUGCCUGCCUGAGAUGAAGAUCUUCUUGGACACCACUAGAUCGCUUGCAGCUCACACUGAUAAUGUAGUUGAUGAGCUCUGGAAUUACAUCAAGCAGGGGAAGCUUGUCCCUGCUGCUAUUUUGCUUCUUGCAGCUCAAAGGCAAUACCGUAAUCUCAAUGGGUUUGAUAUCAUCAAGGCUCGUAUCGAGGAUUCUAUGUGUGGAUUAGGAAGUGGUAAAAAUGCCAAGGCAAAAAAGCAGCUGAAGGAGAUGAAAUUACAUCUUAUCAAUGCAUUGGUGCUUGUUAGGAUAAUUCUCAAAGCUGGUGAAGCUCUUGAGGCAUAUAUUCAAACUCACUCAGAGGCAUCUCAUGAGGAGGUCCUUGGAGAAGUUUCAGCAGUUCUCCUGAAUUGUGAUGUUGGUCCUAGUGGAAAAGAAAUCUGCAUUGAAGACCUUGACUGCUGCCCUUAUGACUGUGGCGAGCCAGCCGGGAACACAGGUUUGACCAAGGCAGCCACUGGAUCACCUACUCUGGAAGUCAAGGAGAAAAGUGUUUGCUGA
This is a messenger RNA of Triticum urartu, 1188 nucleotides long. The record is from RefSeq and is a predicted model, not a curated record. Lineage: Eukaryota; Viridiplantae; Streptophyta; Magnoliopsida; Poales; Poaceae.